UUAUUUGCUAACCCCUUUUUAUCUAUUUAAUUACCCACUUAAUCGCCCUCCUAAUCUCACUUGCUGUAAUAGCCACUCCCUCUUCGAACUGCCGCCGUAACCAUCCUCUCCUCCCCUCCUCCCUCCUCCUCCCUCAAGGUCCUCUCCCCUUCUCUCUCUACUCUACUCUACUCUCUCUCUCUCUCCCCUCCGCGACAUUCAUGUGGCCACCGUCGUGGUUGAGCUCCCCUCGAACUCGAAGAAUCGCCACCGCGCCCAGAUCCCCGAGUUCCCGGAGCUUCUCCUGCUCAUCCUUCAAGGACAUCCAAACCCUCCUCUCCGACGACCAACCCGAACCCAGAUCCGGAUCCACGCCCCGCAGCCCCUCCAUCUUCCACCGGGUCAGGGUCUCCGCCUCCGUCCUCCGCGCCUGGGCCCAAGCCCAAGCCCACCGCGGCGUCGACGUCCAGCCGCCGCCCGGCAAGCACCCCUGCGGCUCCGAUCUGACCGUCGUCCUCUACUUCACCAGCCUCCGCGUCGUCCGCAAGACCUUCGAGGACUGCAGAGCUGUGCGAUCGAUCCUCCGCGGGUUCCGCGUCGCGAUCGACGAGCGAGAUCUGUCCAUGGACGCGUCCUACCUGGGCGAGCUGCAGGGGAUCGUCGGGCGCAAGAAGGUGAGCCUCCCCUGCGUCUUCGUCGGCGGGAGGCUCGUGGGCGGGCUCGAGGAGGUGAGGCAGCUCCACGAGAGCGGCGAGCUGAAGCGGAUGAUCGCGGGGAUGCCGGCGGCAGCGUCUGCGGCGUGCGACGCCUGCGGGGGGCUGAGGUUUGCGGUGUGCGAGGAGUGCAGCGGGAGCCACAAGAUCUACAGCGAGAAGACGACCGGGUUCAGGACUUGCCCGGCUUGCAAUGCGAACGGCCUCAUCAGGUGCCCCUCCUGCACACCCCCAUGCUUCCGAAGCUUCAAGCCAUAGCCGAUGAAGGUUGCAUUUUUAUCUUUU
Molecule: messenger RNA, 977 nt
Organism: Rhodamnia argentea
Lineage: Eukaryota; Viridiplantae; Streptophyta; Magnoliopsida; Myrtales; Myrtaceae
Exons: 2
Coding region: 201-950 (249 amino acids)
Source: RefSeq, a predicted model, not a curated record